Cetraspora pellucida is the source of this 669-nucleotide messenger RNA. The record is from the annotation of a GenBank genome assembly. Lineage: Eukaryota; Fungi; Glomeromycota; Glomeromycetes; Diversisporales; Gigasporaceae.
AUGACAUCUCAAUUCAGGAAGAUGAUGCUUGAUAACAAAAAACCCAUAGCUAAAUCAAAUUCAACAUAUCGAUACUUUCCUCCUCUAAUACCUUUCCAAUCCCAAUAUGCAUCUCCUAAUUCAGAUGAUAAUAAGGAUAAAGAAGAAUUUAGUCAGCCUGAAAUAUACGAUAAACUAUUACCAAAGCUUUUACUGGCAAUGCAUAAAAUGUGUCAAUCUCAUAUAGUCCAAGAAAAAGAAUCAAAAUCAGAUGAAUGGUUUUCGUCAUUGCAAUACUUGCAUUGUAAUAUAAAUGAUCUAUUGAUCACUAAUUCCUUUUUAGAUAGCGCAAGUGAAUUUGAGGGAGUAAAUGAUGCAACAAUUAACACCCUGGGGUGGAAAGCUGAUAAGCCUUCUGACUUUGCUGUAAAGGGCAAUUCCAAACAUAUAUCUGAAUCAUUAGGAUGGUAUACAGAUAUGCCAAUUAGUGUAAAGGACAAAGAUAGUAAGAUUGUUACGUCUACUGGAAAUUUUGCUCAUAUUAAUAAUGGUGAAUCUGAGCCAAUGCUAUGCAUAGGUAUAACAUGGAUUCGAAAGGUUCAUGGUGUUCUUGACUCUAGUAAAAACCAAUUUCAAAUGAAGUUACAUGAGAAGAUUUACACUAUCCUUACUUUUAGUAAGCCUCCAGGG